This is a messenger RNA of Emiliania huxleyi CCMP1516, 1347 nucleotides long. RefSeq lists its product as hypothetical. The record is from RefSeq and is a predicted model, not a curated record. The transcript is spliced from 10 exons. Lineage: Eukaryota; Haptophyta; Isochrysidales; Noelaerhabdaceae. Gene Ontology annotation, cellular component: membrane. Bases 1 to 1347 code for a protein of 448 amino acids.
AUGGCGGCGUCAUGCUGCGGCUCGCUACUCGCCUCCUGCUGCGGUGCUCUCGCCUGCAAGGCCUGCGGCUGCGCGUGCAUCACCACGAGCCGCGCGGCGAGCGUGGCGUACAUCCUGCUGCUGUCGCUGUUCGUGCUGUGCGCGCUCGCGUUCGGGAGCGGCGGUGGCGACAUCGUCCUCUUCGGCAGCGGGUACAACAGCACCGCGGAGGGCUGGCUCGAGCACAUGAAGGAGCAGGCGAUGGGCAGCGCGUCUAGCUCGGGCUCCUCGGAGUGCCCGGCGCAGCAGACCAUCAUCUCGCUCACCCUGAUUGCCUGCGUGGUCCUCUCCGUCCUCUCAUGCUCCAAGAUUGCGCCUCACGGCACCCUGCUCACCUCCGCGGCGGUCACCGCCUACGCCACCUUCCUCUGCUACUCAGCCCUCGCGUCACACCCGGACGACGGCUGCAACCCCUUCUCGCACCGCCGCCACUCUGCGCUCGACAUCGUUGUCGGGCUGCUCGUCGCGCUCGCGGGCACGGCGUGGAACGCGACGAGCACCAAGAAUCAGGUCAUCGGCUCCGACUCCGCUUCGCCCAACGAGCAGCCCCUCGACCCGAACGCGGAGAAGGAGGCGCCGGCGUACGACGAGAUGGAGGAGGAGUCGUGGUGGUACUACCACCUGAUGAUGGCGACGUGCGCGCUCUACCUCUCCAUGCUCCUCACGGGCUGGUCGACCGAGCCCGCGUACAUCGACGGCGUGCCGACGGCCGUCGGCACGAUCGACACGUACGACGCGGCGUCCUACUCGGUCGGGCUGCCCUCCUUUUGGGUCAAGGUCGUGUCGCAGUGGAUCUGCUUGCUGCUCUACUCGUGGACGCUGCUCGCGCCGUACUUGCUGCGCGACCACCGCGACUUUGGCAUCGAUCGCGUCACUGUGCUCUUUGCGCAGCUUCCGGCCUUUGGCGCGGCGGCGCUCGACCGGCGCAUCCUAGCCGGCACGCCGCUGGCGGUGGCGCGUUACGCCUACUCGUCGCCAGCGGCUCUGCCGCUCGCCGGACUCUCCGCCGCCGCCCUCGCGCUCGCGGCGGCCGUCGACGAGGCGACGGGCGCGGUUGCGGGCGUCUCGGACGGCGCUGUGACGGCGCUCGCGGCGGUGGUGCUCGGGCGGGCGGGCUUCAUCGCUCUAAUCGAGGAGCGCAACCAGGUGCUGGCGGGCAACAUACGCGAGGCGUGCUUGCAGCCGCCGCAGCAUCUGCGCGGCGGCGGCGAGGCUGAGGACGCCGCGGGUGCUGGCGCCGCGGUCGUGGCGGUGCUGGGCAUGGCGCACUUGGAGGGAGUCCGAGCGGCGCUGCUGGUUGAGCAGUAA